UGAGAUCAGUGUAAGAUGCUUUCUUGUCCGGCCAUUGGAAUUUUCACGGUGGCUGAGGGAUAAUCAUAGCAUCUCAAACCAUGUCUACACUCCUCUCAUUGGCUAAUUGAGAACUUGAUUCAAGUUGUGGAGAAGCGGUGACCACCCAAAGUUCUUCAGAGAGUCUGUUCCAUUUCCUGAAAGAAUUAGGUGGGCUGACAAACCGAUUCUUCUGUGAGUCUGCUAUAGUUAGGAAUGGGUCCUGAUUCUAGGAAAAGGAUUGCAAAUGCCUUCCGUGCUACCAAGGUUCUCGGGAUAUCUGAAGAAAAGGUGAAGCCUGUAUUGAAGCGUCUUUUAAAGUUGUAUAAUAAAAACUGGGAUCUCAUUGAGGAGAAUUAUAGAUCCCUUUUGGAUGCAAUUUUUGAGUAUGAGGAAGCUGAGGAAGCAAGACGCGCAAAAUCUUCUAUCUGUGCUGCACAGGAAUGUGCUUUGGAGGAAGACGAGGUUUUGAAUGAAGAGCCCGAGAGACCAUUAAAAAGAUUUCGUUUGAGGCAGCAAGAUGGUCAACCAUCACCGUCUAGCCUUGGUGGGACUUCACGGACAAGGCACGAUGAUGGUGGGGAUGCACUUCUUCAGGGACCACCUCAGCCAUGUGAUGGACAAAUGGAUCUUAAAAGCAAGGGCAAACAGCGUCUUUCAGCCAAUCCACAGUCACCCAAUAAGAGCGUUGGUGGUCAUUUACUGGUCAAGCCUAAUAAUGAGCCAGGGUCAUCAGCAAAUAAAGGUGGAACUUCAAAUGCGACAGACAAAUCUUGCAGCUUAGAGAUAGCUUCACUGACUUGUGCAGAUGUAAAAGCGAGCCUGAACUGCAACACUGCCUUUGGAAUACCCAACUUCCAGAUGCCUAGCUUAGAUGCAGUAGUGAAAAUGUUGGAUGAUACGUAUCAUAAAAGGUACAGAGAUCUUGACACCCAGCUUUCCGUGAUAAAAGUGAUGGAGGAUGUUUGCCAGUGUUUUUUGCAGUUGGCUGCUCAAUCUUCUAUUAAUAAUCACUCUGCAAAUGAGUAGGAGUGGUUAAUUUGAACUGGAAUAAAUAAAACAGAUUUUACUUAUUACCAUUAUUUAAUACUACCUACUAUUUUAAUCGGCUGUAUGUCUUGCUGAAAACAUGGC
Molecule: messenger RNA, 1152 nt
Organism: Cuscuta epithymum
Lineage: Eukaryota; Viridiplantae; Streptophyta; Magnoliopsida; Solanales; Convolvulaceae
Source: the annotation of a GenBank genome assembly